GCUCGGCAGGUUUCCCGAAAAGGGAAACAACAGCCUAUAUUUUGCGACGAUAUAUAAUAACCAACAAACAGUAUUGAUGAUAAAAUUCAGCCAUCCCAGGUCCUUGGGAAGGACUCGAUGUCUGGAUAAAACAAACCAGUCAAUAACACCUGUCUGACUGUGUAAACAAGAAAUAAUAAUAGAUAGAUAGAUAGAUAGAUAGAUAGAUAGAUAGAUAGAUAGAUAGAUAGAUAGAUAGAUAGAUAGAUAGAUAGGCAAAAAGGAAAGAGGGAAGAUGUACAGAGAAAAAGAUGUGCAGAGAAAAGGAAGGAAGGAAGGAAGGGGAAAAUGUAGCAUUCACAGUAUCUUAAAAGUCCUUCAAAGUAGUUGAAGGGCUACCUAGAAAGUCUAUGACUGAGGUAAAACUUGAACCGGGGCCCUUUAACUGAGGUAAAAUGUAAGCCAGCAGCUUUUGCUGAGGUAAACUUUGAACCAGGGUAACAGAAAACGCCACUACGCUCGGGCAGGCUUCCCGAAAAGCAUGGAAGAAGCGUCUGCUUCCAGUUUAUGUGGCAGCAUUUGUGUGGAGGGACAGAGUGCCGUCCAGUGUGAUGUUUAGAUGCGCAAGAAGGCAAACUGCUUGUUUACAAAGCCGCACACCCCAGAAACCGUCACGCGUUCAGCCGAACGGAGCUGACGAGAGGUCACCCAGGGAAUGAACGCCACCACGCACAGCCGGACUGUCAUCUCUCCCCAAAGCGACUUUCUCCUCAGGGAGAGGCGCUUCUGCGCUCAAGUUGCCGGAAUGGCCUUGGGCGUGCGGCUGAGGGGGUGGUCUGGAGAAACGGAGAGGACAAAUGAGCCCUGAUCCCUCAGCUGCGUCUGCUGCAGCCUUCAUCAGGCGUCAGGCCUCUGCUUGUCCAGGCCGGGCCUAACAUGUCCUCUCCUCCUGCGCUGCAUGUCCAAUUCUCCCCCCCUCCCACAGCAUUUGAACUCUGCUGACACGGAUCAAGCGUGAACGCCGCCACGGAGCAGUUUGGUUAAAGAGCUUUCAAGAGGGGUCCGUGACCUGGUGUGAGAAACAUGGCAGUUCAUAUAUCGAGAGAGGAAAAGCACACAUGAAGGGCAGGCCGGGGGGGCAGAGCGGGGAAACAGACACAGGGGGUUCUCGGUUCGGGCCGACGAGUCGGGAGAGAAACGCCCAAACGGGCCGACACAGGUCAAGAGGGCCACGGAGAAAUGUGCGUUUCGUUGCGGGAACGGCCCGCUUGGGACAACAGCUGGUCUGACCCCCAUAACUCAUGAACUGUUAUUUCCCUCACACAGAGUCUGUGACUACUAGGGUUGCUAGCCAUCCCGGAUGGGCAAGGGGUCUGCAGGGAUUGGCCUCUGGAAAACAGGGCUGGAGAUUUGAAGGGCUCGAUGUGGUGUAAAAUAUGAUGCCAAAAAAACCCCUGAGGGGGAAUUCAGUCAGGAGGAUUCGUGAAAGGAUGAGGAAAAGAAGGCCAAUGGUUUGUUGACAGAAAUUGGCAGGGAAGUGGUUUGUGGACAGAAAGUCAAUAUUUUGGCGGCUGUUUUUAAACUCAAGCAAACGUUUCCCUCAUUGUUGUCAUACCAAGGAUACCUCUUUUUUUUGUUUAUCAAUUAUGGCUUUUCAUUUAUUUUGCCACUGGGACAAGGUUAGAAGCAGUUCUCUGGCUCCUGGAAGGCCACAUUCAGCAAAAGGAACAGCCCUUGAAGGUGAAAUGUGGAAAGAGCCAUCUGUUCUACAAGCACUUCUGAUUAUUAUUUCUUCCUCAUCAGCAGGGUCAGGGCCUUGCGCCAUCCACCAUGGUAUUGUCAGCACUGACUGGCAGCAGCUCCCCAAGGUUUCCGGCAGGGUUAGGGUUAGUCUCCCGGAACUACCUGCUAGGGGUUUUAGUAUUGUUGUUGGUGGUGUGGUGUUGUUGUUGUUGAUAUACCACUUUUCAACAAAAUCAGAAAAAGAAAACAAGACAGAAGACCCUGUCCCCAAAGGGCCCACCACCUAAAACUGGAUUCAACCUGAGACCAUCUGCCUGCAAAGCAAUUACUCUACCAUUGAGUCACAACCUAUCGUCAUAAUCUAGUUAUUUUGCACCGAGUAUCCAACGGUCAGAAUAUAUUCCGUACUACAAGCUUGCCUCCAUUUCAUACCAGCUUCAAUUGUCGUGGCUUUCCCAAAGGAUCGCAGGACUUGUCGUUUGAUAACGCUUCUAGGAACUCUGUUAGAAAUCUCAGGUCCCCUCAAAGAACCCAAAUGAGGGGCUCGACUAGAUGACCUCUAAGAUCCUUCCCAGCUCUAAAGUUCUACUAUUCUGCUCUUCUAACUGCAGUUCCCAGAAUUUCUCACAGAGACCAAAUGACACCAGUUUAAGCCGGCAUGGCAGAGAUGUCUUCUGUCGCAUAAAGGCAACAGAACCCAGUGCCGGCGUUUCUUCCCUGGCUUCAAGAGCGGCAAGCCGUGCAGACUGUGCGCUUUAAGGCGCAAAUGCGCAUUUAUGGUGCCAUAAAAACGAGGACGACACAGGAAAAGCCCUCCGAGGCCUCAGAUCCUCCAGGCCGGGCCGUCUCCCUUCCUGGUUUACAGCGCCCAGCCAGUCGGAUUGCCGAGAAGGGAUGUUGGGAGCAGCCCCAGUAAUUAGCUAAUGAAGGCAAGACGGUGUGGAGCAACUUUGAAGCACCAGAGCAUGAUAAAGGUCAGGAUGUGGACGGUAGAUUGGCGUCACUCCCAGUCCUCCGGGCUCAACUGUCCAGCCUUUCCUUUCCUCACGUGGCCUGGCGUUAAUUCAUUCCGCAGAACUUGUCUGGCAUCUCCCCGUAAUCCUGCUCGCAAGGGAAACGUAAUCCAUUUGGCACAUGGGAGGAUGGUUGUGCAGACCAGAGAUCACUGACAUUCACUCAGGAAUGUCAGUAUCUACAACUGCCCUUCGCUCUGCCUCCGUCUUAAUCUUUGCCGGCUGCUCCACUCCAGGCUCACAGGCCAGCCGUCAGAUGGUAUAAAGUGCUUUCAGAUGCCAGGACGUGCAAUGAAAAACCUGGCAGGGAGAUUUGCCUGUGAGGCGCACAUAUUUUUAUUUUAAAAAAACCAAAAAAAACCCCAUGCAAAUCUGAUUAUCCUUUACUGCCACAGACACCUACCUAGGCUACGCGUGGGAAAGUUAAAGGAGAGAGAGAGCGAAGAAGAAUCAAGAGCAAGCAUGGGGGAAAGGAAAGAAAGGAUUCUCAAAAUUUGGUUUGGACAACCACCUAAUCUACAGAUGGGGAACACAAGAUGGUUGCACAUGCAUACCGUAAUCCUACAGAAGCACGAACAGGUUACAGGACUGGGCACGGAGUGAGUGCCAUUUCCUCAGAAUCUCAGCUUUCAGGGAACUUUUGCACGAGACCACAACUUUGAACAUCCUGCGACCUCACACAGCUACGCAGCCAUCUCGCACUAGUGCUAUUUCGUUGGUUUCGCAAGCACCUGCGGAGUCUGGAUGUCCCCACCAUAGAAUUUUAUAACAUCCCGUCAUGGAGGCUGAGGAACACUCAAAGGCAAGGGAGAUCCCAAAGUUUCUCAUGAUGAAUGCAUUUCAUUUCACUGAGUGCUGAUGGAGAAUUUUGAGUACAGCAUCCAGCUGAACGACCGGGACUGGGCCGAAUUCUGCUUGGCCUCUGAAGAAUGCAGCCUGAUCCAGCCCAUCUUGGCCACAGCUGACGAACAGCUCCUCAGCAACCUUGAGGAAGGGGAGGCUGAAGACAGAAAGUCGGUCCGAGUGAGGGUGGGCCCCGCUUUAGCCCACAGAGCCCCUGGCAGACACCUGGUUGCAGGAGAGGUUUUGUCCGGCAGCGAGGACGAAACGGAGAUGGGCUCUGUCAGCAGGUUCCUCUGCAGCCACAGCCAACUGGGCACGGCUUUUCCGCCGUCUUCUGGGACCCAGGAAGGUCAGAUGUCUCAUGUUGCUUUAAAGCCACCUGGAAGCCAGUCAAGAUCUGCCAGAGGACAUGAAGCUCUCUUUGCUGGGAAGGAGAAAGAAUCGGAGAUUGGAGGUCGUCGCAUGAAUCCUGACAGUUCCACAUCCGUGGUCUCCACUGCUGUCCAGGAGGACAACGUCCCAGGGCAGGAGAUAUCAGAAAAACUUACUUGUGCUGGGCAGACGAACGUGGAUACUUCAGAGGGGAUGGAGAGUCCAGCAGAAGAAAACAGAAGUGGCCCCCUCUGCUUGGAGCUACAGCAGCCUCAAGAUAAAGUCGUCUCCCGGGCAACCUCUGUCGACUUCCAGUUUCCAACAUCCGUGGAUUGCCUUGCAGCUCAUGAGAAUCCAGAAGCCCUGGAGUCUGAAGAUCUAGCUGCAUGUUUUCCAUCUCCAGAGCCUGAAGGAGCUGAGCACCCAAAGAAGAGCACCAGGCCCCUUCAGGUCAAUGUGAUGGCACGGGUGACGCCAUUCCAGGAACAGCCUUCUAUAUUUCAAGGGCAUCCAGUUCCGGUUGUGAGAGUCUUGACUCCAGUUGUCCCACUGUCAGGGAGUUAUGGGGAAGGCACCUUGGAAAAAGAGAGCCAUGGGGAACAUGAUGUUGCACAUCUCGAAGAAGAGGGGAGGGCAGACCCUAAUGAAGACUUAAGCCAUGACAUCCUGAAAGCCGAGGGUCAACGUGCCCAAGUAAUGAGUUCUGCCAUCGGCGGUGGAGUAAAUUUGCAACAGUUCCCAGGAGGACUGGAGAAAUGUCCACGCCCAACAUUAGCCGUUGAUUCCAGAUGUGACAGGGUGCUGGAUAAACACAGAGGAACUGCUCCAUUUCUGGGAGGAGCGGAGAAGGGUGAUGUUGGAGAACCUUGCCACCAUCUUGGAAUGGCUGCAGCACCAUCAGAAGAGGAAUCUCACGGCCCGCCUCCUGGAAACCAGGGACCGGACUUCUUAGCAGAGUCUGUUCCUUGUUGUCUGGCACAGGAGGACUCCCCAGAAAGCAACUUAACCGCCCUGACCUCGCCAGAGAUGUAUGACUAUUUUUCCUAUGGUGACACCCAGCAGCAGGGAGGAAAGAUGAGGGAAGGGAUGGUGGAGGAAAGGCAAGGUCCAAACACUGACCCCGGAGUUCCUGAAAUGUAUGGGCCAGAAAUGUAUGAAUAUUUCUUUAAUGAAAUGGGUGAGGACUGGGCGAGAAAGGACAGCAUGGAUAAAGGCAUAGAGCUGGAGGUGGUCAGCACUGCUGAACAGCGAUCGAUUCCACCUGGUGGCUCGGAACACCCCGAUUCCGACACGGUAGACAGUGCAAUGGCCAUCUCUGUCCCGGAGGUGUACGAACACUUUUUCACCAACGGAGUCAAGGGCAAGAGGAACUGGAGGCGGAUUUUGCUGAGCGUGCCAGCCUCCGAGGCGAGGAAGGUUGCGAGAGCUUUAAAAUCCCUGGUCUGCAAACCAGCACGCCUCCUCCAGUCGCGUCCAACGAGCCAGGGGGCUCUGCUUCGGAGGGGAUCCCAAGGGAGGCUAGUGAGCCUGUCUCCAGUACUGUUGAGAGAAAGCCAACCAAGACCGGGAGACCCAGGAAUAGCUGUGAUGGUACCACCAGAGAGGCCCCUCCAGCUGGUUCUCACACACAGGGACAUGUGCCUGGGGUUCGUGGCGUUGGCUUCAUGGGCUGUCAAGACCUCCGAUCUGCAGGCUCCGGAUGCUUGGAAGAUCGUGCUCCUGGCAAACGUUGGCACCCUCUCCGCCAUCCGCUAUUCCCGAAGACAGGCCGUUGAAGACAGAAAACAGGGAACCUAAGGCAGAAUGAGGGAACCCCACCCGGUUUCUGGUGGGCCAUGCAGGACGGUUUGGAAAGCACGCCACGCUUUCCUCGGAGGCAGGGAACCAACUUGUGGGCACCCCCAGAUUCCAGGACUUACUGGGGUCCCCCUGCUGUGAAAGGAGGCAGAUCCGCCAGAAAGAAGACUUCUCCGGAAACAAGUGUGGUGGGUGCUACUCAACCAGGGUAGCAUUUUUGAAUGUGUAACUAGCUAGGCUGUGACCUAUAGAUGCAACAGCCAACAGGUCACUCUGGAAGUCCGUAUGAAGUAUGAAGUAGAAAAGAUUCCGGUGGUGAGCUGUAGGGACAGUUUAAAAACAGAAACAAAAACCAAGAACCACCACCCCAAACUCUAGAAAGCAAAUCAUUAGGAGGACAUUCUGACUGUACUGGGGUGGAUUUCAUGGAGGGAAGAGACAAUUCAGAGGGGAGAUGUAUGCAUAUACCGACCGUUUCUAAAUAUUUAGGUGGAUGUUUAAGAUGAUGUCUGAAGGGAAGGUGGGCCACUGUUUCUGCUGAGGACAGACGCAACGGCUUUUAAAAGAAAGGAAAGCACACUUUUACUCAGCAAGAAAGGAAAUGUCAUAGGAAGAAUAUAAUAUUAAAGGCCUGCAGGACCUAGGAAGCAUUUAGCAAUUCCCCACACAAGACAGAUUUAUUGCUCCUCUAGAGAAGCAGCUGCCAACAUUUGAAUUUGAUAAAUAAAUAACUUCAACAUGGGGAUGUGUGUCUUUUUAACAGCAGUGUAGGCAGAGACGUUUGGGCUGAGUAUCAGGACGCAUAGCCUUGUUUUGCCACAAAGGAAAAUAGGAUUGAACAGUUCUGUGGGUUCCUUAGGAACAUGACAGCAGUGUGUGGUUCUCUCUUACAUGUAUUUUGUUGAAGAGCUAACUUCUCUAACUGGAGUUACUAAGAGCAUUUGUGUUAAUAAACGACCUUGCUUGCUGUGUCGGCAAGAAGCCGCUACUGUAAUGCAGCUACCUGACGAAGAAGAGUUCUGCAUAACCCUAAGGUUUGCAAAUUCCUGUAUCGAUGGAAGUUGAGCUAAUAAAGGAUACCACAUCA
Messenger RNA from Hemicordylus capensis (graceful crag lizard), 6834 nucleotides. It is a transcript of the gene PERM1, whose product is annotated as PPARGC1 and ESRR induced regulator, muscle 1. The coding region runs from base 3594 to 5747 and encodes 717 amino acids. The transcript has 8 exons. Gene Ontology annotation, biological process: response to muscle activity; regulation of DNA-templated transcription. Gene Ontology annotation, cellular component: cytoplasm; nucleus. The record is from RefSeq and is a predicted model, not a curated record. NCBI's taxonomy places the organism in Eukaryota, Metazoa, Chordata, Lepidosauria, Squamata, Cordylidae.